UUUUUAUUCAAUCACUUUAUUGUUUCAUACAAUGACUGCAUGGCAUUUUUUUAUUUUUGCUACACAUUUCAUUUUAUGCAGGCUCUUAAUCUGGUUGUUCUCGCUUAUGAUCGUAUGGUGGCCAUCAUGUUUCCUCUGCAAUAUCAAACAAUAGUUACUAAAAGAUCUUUGUUUUCUUUAAUAGCUUCUGUCUGGUUCAUUUGUAUAAUUAGUGCUUUAAUUGCAGUUGGUUUUCUUACAAGACUUUCCUUCUGUGAGUCUGUGAUAAUUAACAGCUAUUUCUGUGACCAUGGUCAGAUAUACAGACUUGCAUGUAAUGAUAAUAAUCCUAGCGAUAUCGUUGGUUAUUUUUUUACAUUUCUUGUUCUUUGGGUUCCUCUUCCAUUCAUCUUGUGUAGUUAUAUUUGUAUUGGCUAUGCUUUAGUUAAAGUAGCCACAGGUCAAGAAAGAAGGAAGGCCUUUAAAACGUGCAUAGCUCAUCUUUCAUUAGUGGCAAUCUAUUUUGUCCCAAUGUUAAUCACAUUUACUAUAGGUGCAAACAUACAUCCAAAUGCCAGGAUCAUAAACCUGUCUUUGAGCUCA
Austrofundulus limnaeus is the source of this 582-nucleotide messenger RNA. Its product is annotated as olfactory receptor 6Y1-like. Gene Ontology annotation, cellular component: membrane. The annotation marks the transcript as partial. The record is from RefSeq and is a predicted model, not a curated record. NCBI's taxonomy places the organism in Eukaryota, Metazoa, Chordata, Actinopteri, Cyprinodontiformes, Rivulidae. The transcript has a single exon. Gene Ontology annotation, biological process: G protein-coupled receptor signaling pathway; detection of chemical stimulus involved in sensory perception of smell. Gene Ontology annotation, molecular function: olfactory receptor activity; odorant binding.